This is a messenger RNA of Saccostrea echinata, 988 nucleotides long. RefSeq lists its product as uncharacterized. Bases 149 to 988 code for a protein of 279 amino acids. The record is from RefSeq and is a predicted model, not a curated record. Gene Ontology annotation, biological process: protein polyubiquitination; negative regulation of translation; proteasome-mediated ubiquitin-dependent protein catabolic process. Gene Ontology annotation, molecular function: translation repressor activity; ubiquitin protein ligase activity. Lineage: Eukaryota; Metazoa; Mollusca; Bivalvia; Ostreida; Ostreidae. The transcript is spliced from 2 exons.
GACUUCAUAGUGGACACUUGGACCUUGCUAUACAAAGAAAUAAAGAAUUCAGCACCAAGUAUAAAGAGAGAUCUCCCUGACUGAGGAAAUCAACACGGGAUUCUGUUAUAAAACCACAGGAUAAAGAUGAAAUAAAUGUCUGCUGUCAAUGAUGUAUAGAUUAGUGUUACAGAAAUCUGUCACAGUGACAGGUGUUUAUCAGUGUUGUCACAUUACCCGUGUAUCCUCAGACCGGGUCUGGAUCAGUGAUUAUAUCAAUCUCAUCUUGACAAACACAGCAGGUGAUAAACUGCAUCAUCUGACAGGUAUAGGUAGUUAUUAUGGAGUACACACUGUGAACAGUGACGGUGAUUUAAUUUAUAUAGACAGUGACUAUAACAUCAACAAACUGUCUACAGAUAACAAAGUGAAAACUACAAUAAUAAAGUACACAGCACCAUGGAGACCACAGUGUGUCUACAGCUCCCCCUCCACUGGAGACCUGCUGGUCGGGAUGUGUUACUACACUAAUGGUAAAUGGACAGGCAAGUUAGUGCGGUAUAACUCCACAGGAGAAAUCAUCCAGACCAUACAGUACAACAACAACACAGGUCAGGGACUGUAUAGAUAUCCUACCUACAUCACAGAGAACCGCAUUGGAGAUGUUAUUGUGUCUGACUGGUCCCGUGGUGUAGUGGUGACAGAUCGUGGUGGAAGUCAUCACUUCUCCUACAGAGGACAUCCAUCAGGAUCAGGACUAAUACCACGUGGAAUCUGUACUGACGCGCUGUCACACAUCCUGUUGUGUGAUGAUAACACCCGGUCAGUACAGAUGUUAGACAGAGAAGGUAACUUCCUGUCAUUGAUAAAGAUACUAUUACACAGGAUAGACGGACCAUGGGGCCUGAGUUAUGAUGAUAACAAACACCUACUGUGGGUAGGGUCAUACCACAACAACACAGUGAAUAUAUACAGAGUGGUAGAUGGAGACUCUCAGACUGGUAAGUAA